Molecule: messenger RNA, 5380 nt
Organism: Vanessa atalanta (red admiral)
Lineage: Eukaryota; Metazoa; Arthropoda; Insecta; Lepidoptera; Nymphalidae
Product: zinc finger protein 420-like
Exons: 22
Coding region: 358-3645 (1095 amino acids)
Biological process (GO): regulation of transcription by RNA polymerase II
Cellular component (GO): nucleus
Molecular function (GO): DNA-binding transcription factor activity; RNA polymerase II cis-regulatory region sequence-specific DNA binding
Source: RefSeq, a predicted model, not a curated record
UGACAAACUUUCGUUCCUGCUCCGUCGUGAAUAUGUGUUAAAAUGACGAUAAAGUGUAGUAAUUACGAUUAUAAGUAAUAAAAAAAAUACUUUACUAAGUAUACAAUUGAAUCGUUAAUCUUUAUCAAAAGUUUACUCAACUGUGACAAAUUAGUGACUUAUGAAAUACUCUUACAAGGAUUGUUGAGAAAAUGUUAUUGUGUGCUAAGUUUCAUAAUGGCGGCCCGUCGCGUCCCCCGCGCCUCCAUUUCGAUGACAGUCAAAUUAUGACAAUGCCGAUACGAGAAAUUAUAAAAACUGUUUUGAUGUUGUAAAUUUUAAAGUGAUUGUUAUUUUGAAUUUUUAAAAGGACUAAAAAUGAAUCCUGAUCAUCAUAAUAUAAACACGGGUGGUGGCCAACCUCCAGGCAGCUCUGAGUUACAGGCUCAAAAUCAAAGAGUGCAAUCGACGCAGCAACAACAGCAGGGUCAAGCUAAUAACUUGACUCCGACAACAUCUGCUACUGAUUUGAGAGUAAACUCAGCGGCGGUAAACGUUGCUUUGUCAAGCGUGGCCAAAUACUGGGUGUUUACAAAUUUAUUUCCCGGUCCAAUACCGCAGGUUUCCGUAUAUGGUUUACCCACUGGUGCAAGAAUUGAAAAUGGGAAGCCUGUACAGGAUCUUGGGCAGGCUCAUGCAAGCCUUCUAAAUGGAGAUCCUAAUAUUAUAUUAGGGCAUGCAGGACAACAACAAGUUACUGUUUCAGCUGGGGGUCAACAAAUUCCCGUAUCACAGAUUAUUGCAAAUCAAGCAACACAAGGCCAUGAGUCGCUGGUGGCACACGGUGCGGCGGAGGGCGGCGGCGGGACGCUGUCGGUGGCGGGCGCGCAGACCCAGCAGGUACCCAAUAAUCGGGUCGAGUUUGUACAACAUAACAUUGAUAUGGGUCAUCACUCCCAACAACAUAUAAUGCAGCAACAGCUGAUGGCUGCCACCCGUCCAGAACAUUCAAACCAGCAGAUCCAACUGACGGUGAGCGAGGACGGCAUCGUGACGGUGGUGGAGCCGGGCGGCGGCAAGCUGGUGGACAAGGACGAGCUGCACGACGCCAUCAAGAUGCCCAACGACCACACGCUUACCGUGCACCAGCUGCAACAGAUCGUGGGCCACCACCAGGUAAUAGACAGUGUGGUCCGAAUCGAGCAAGCCACAGGGGAGCCAGCCAAUAUCCUUGUGACGCAGAAUCCGGACGGUACCACCUCCAUUGAGACGAGCGCCGCCGACCCGCUCAUAGUGAAAGACGAGAAGAAUGUCGCCAAGAUUGAGUCCACGCAGUUCGCGAUACCCGCCGAGAUUAAAGAUAUCAAAGGAAUUGACUUAAAGAGUGCUAUGGGUAUGGAAGGGGCUGUGGUCAAAAUAUCCACUGGUACAGAACAUGAUCUUCACGCCAUGUACAAAGUUAAUGUAGAGGAUCUAUCACAAUUGCUUGCCUAUCAUGAAGUAUUUGGAAAACUAAAUUCCGAAGGCCAACAACAAGCAAAGGUGAUAAGCGAGGUGGAGGUGGAGGCGGGCACGAGCGCCGCGCUGUCGGAGGCCGAGUCGUCGCCCGGACACCACUCCUGCGACAUCUGCGGGAAGAUCUUCCAGUUCCGGUACCAGCUCAUCGUCCACAGACGAUACCACGGUGAGAGCAAACCAUUUACGUGUCAAGUAUGCGGUUCUGCGUUCGCCAAUCCAGUAGAACUUUCGAAACAUGGAAAAUGUCAUUUGGCUGGUGACCCCGCCGAACGCCAGGCGAAACGAUUGGCUCAAGACAAACCGUAUGCGUGCUCCACUUGCCAUAAAACUUUCGCACGAAAGGAACAUCUCGACAAUCAUGUCAGGAGCCACACCGGGGAGACGCCAUACAGGUGCCAGUUCUGCGCGAAGACGUUCACGCGCAAGGAGCACAUGGUGAACCACGUGCGCAAGCACACGGGCGAGACGCCGCACCGCUGCGAGAUCUGUAAGAAGAGCUUCACGCGCAAGGAGCACUUCAUGAACCACGUCAUGUGGCACACCGGUGAAACGCCGCACCAUUGUCAAAUUUGCGGCAAGAAGUAUACUAGGAAGGAGCAUUUAGUGAACCAUAUGAGAUCACAUACAAAUGACACUCCAUUCAGAUGUGAACUGUGCGGCAAGUCCUUCACGAGAAAGGAACACUUCACCAAUCAUAUAUUGUGGCAUACGGGUGAAACUCCACAUCGCUGUGACUUCUGUUCCAAGACAUUUACGCGCAAAGAACACUUACUUAACCACGUGCGCCAACAUACAGGCGAGUCUCCUCAUCGGUGCAACUUCUGCGCGAAAUCCUUCACACGUCGCGAACAUCUUGUUAACCACGUUCGCCAACAUACGGGCGAAACUCCAUUUCAAUGUGGUUAUUGUCCUAAAGCGUUCACUCGAAAAGAUCACCUUGUGAAUCACGUUCGCCAGCACACGGGAGAGUCCCCUCACAAAUGUUCCUAUUGCACAAAGUCAUUCACGCGUAAGGAACAUCUAACCAACCACGUGCGGCAACACACGGGCGAGUCCCCGCAUCGGUGUACAUACUGCGCGAAGUCCUUUACAAGAAAAGAACAUCUAACUAACCAUAUACGACAGCAUACGGGGGAGACUCCUCACAAGUGCACGUAUUGCUUUCGCGCCUUCACGCGGAAGGAACAUCUCAACCAACACAUCAGACAACAUACCGGGGACAUGCCACAUACCUGUUCAUAUUGUAACAAGAGUUUCACGAGGAAAGAACAUCUUGUCACGCAUGUUCGCCAACAUACUGGAGAGACACCAUUUAAGUGCACAUAUUGUUCAAAGUCUUUUUCACGCAAGGAACAUCUCACGAACCAUGUGCAUCUUCAUACAGGAGAGACACCACAUAAAUGCCCUUUCUGCACCAAGACUUUCUCGAGAAAAGAACAUUUGACUAAUCAUGUUAGAAUACACACUGGCGAAUCGCCUCAUCGAUGCGAAUUUUGUCAUAAGACAUUCACUCGCAAGGAGCAUCUCACGAACCACCUCAAACAACACACUGGCGACACACCACACACUUGUAAAGUGUGCUCUAAGCCCUUCACAAGAAAGGAACAUCUUAUGACGCACAUGAGAUCGCAUAGUUGUGGCGAGAGGCCGUACAGUUGCGGUGAAUGUGGGAAGUCGUUCCCAUUGAAAGGCAAUUUAUUGUUCCAUGAAAGAUCGCACAACAAGAGUGCAAACUCGGCAAAUAAAUCUUUCAGAUGUGAAAUUUGCUCAAAGGAAUUUAUGUGCAAAGGUCAUCUAGUAACGCACAGACGAACACAUACAGAUGCAGUUGAAAAUGCAGUAAGUACGGAACCAGCAACUGAAGGCGAAGACUGCGGAGAUUGUAAUAAAUGCGAGAAAGAUGUUCCAGACAGAACAGAGAGAAAACAUGAUACAAGAGCAUCAUCAGAGAGUAGAGCCACUGAAACAAAUGUGGCACAAAAUCAGACUACUAGUUCAGCAGUUAUGCAAAUAACUAGCCAGCAAGUCCGAACCGGAACUGCAACCAGUGUAGCAAGUGUAGCAGCUGGGACUUUCACUCACACAACGAAUACUCAACAUCAUACUGGUACGACCAUAGCACAUCAUCCUGUUACUGUGAAUUACUAGCAUCAACCCACAACUUCGGAUUCAGAGACAAUAUCUGAUCCGUUGAUCCUGUUUAUAGAGAGCUGAUAGUCCUCAUAGCAGGAAGAAACCUGAUAAUACAUUAAGGAAAUCACUGUUAAUACAUUUAUAUUUGUUCUAUUCUUUGUGUUUAAUGUUUACUUUGAAGAUUUUUUAAGAAAUUUAGAACAAAGUGGAAUAAAGUACAAAAUUUUAAAGAUGAAGUUAAUAUUUUCACUUGUAUAUAAAUCCAAUUGUGAAUAAUCCUUGUAAUUAUAAAAAUUAUAAGACCCUCUAAAAGUAAUAUACAAUUCCAUAUGUUUGGAAAAUCAAUAAUAUUUUGUGUUUUAUCAUGGUAAUUGUUACAUGUAUAAUUUUUAGACAUUAUAUUAAAAAAUAUAAUGUCUGAUCACACAAAGAAUAGUACAAAAAUAACUUGUGAGUGAUUACUAUUUUUUUAAACGGAAGUGAGAUAAAACAUACUAAAUGAUAUUUUUCAAAAAUUGCCUGUAAUAUUAUGGCAGAUAAUUAUAUUUUAAACUUGUAUUAUAUGUGUACAUUAUUGUAUAAAGAAAUUAACGCAAUACAAGUUAAAUAGCUACAAGGUUUGAUAAAUAUUCUAAAAGAGAAUUUUGCAGUUGUUAAUAACUUUAUGAACAUUAAUUUAUAUUAAUAGUUUGUUAUGAAUAUCUAUUAUGUGAUUUUAAAUAGUGAUAUUGGUUCUAACUCCUACACAUAUAAUUUCUUAGAACUAAAAGUUUUAUUUUAAGUAAAAUAAAUCACCAUAGGAUUGAAAUGAAUGAAGGUUACCACAAAAAAUAUUUUUUGUAUUCCUUGUAUAAACAAUAUAAAGGUCUAAUAAAACCUUAUUGAUUAGAACUCUGAGUUAGAUUUAAAUUGGUGUCAUAUAUAACUAAUUAAAUAAUAUAUUCAUAAAAUUAUACAUUCCUAAUUAACAAAAUUUCAAUCUUGUAAAAAAAUGUGUUAAAUAAAUUUAAAAAUGGUGUUAUCUGUAUUUAAUAAAAGCUAAAUACAUUUUUUACUUAUUAGAGAUCAAUUUCCCUCAUUGGAUUUAAAGAUUGGAAUGUAAUGACUGUAAAUAACUUUAUACUAUUUUACUUGCAAUCCAUGUAGGGACCAGAAAGCGUGAAACUUAAUUCCUAGAAUAAACUUGCACCCUCCCUAAUGACACAUUAAUUUAUUUAUAAAGAUUUAUUUUUUUUACUUUACUACACUAGUGGUUCUAUUUUAUAGGUUAUUCUUUGCCAUUUAUGUACAGUACAAGCGUGAUAAAUCAAUAGUAAGUUAAGGAUUAAAAAUGUAUAGAUGUUACACUGGUGGCAGUAUGCUUAGCUUAGUCAACCCACCAGUAUAAGAAGUGGUGUUAUAAUCACUUCCAUGAUUACUGUAACACAGCUUAUAAAAUAAAUUAGUUUUUAUGUAUGUACAUGUAAAUAGUUAACACUUAGGUCAUAGUUAUAUCCAGUAGUAUAUCUUAAGGCUAUAUCAUUUAUGUUAUCUUGCUGAAUUGAAUGGAAAUAUAAUAUUGGGAAUUCAACGAUUCUGAAUCGUCUGGUAUUAUAAGGUUUUCUUUUUAAAUGUGUAAAUCAUUGGGAAAGUCAUAUCAUAUUUAUGGUAGUAUCUCUUUGAUGUUACACUUAUGUUUUAUAGAACCUAUCCUUAUUUAGAUACAAUAUUAUAUAUUAUAUUAAAAUCUUAAAUUAUGUUCAGUAAUUUG